Molecule: messenger RNA, 1609 nt
Organism: Neopelma chrysocephalum (saffron-crested tyrant-manakin)
Lineage: Eukaryota; Metazoa; Chordata; Aves; Passeriformes; Pipridae
Product: nascent polypeptide-associated complex subunit alpha, muscle-specific form-like
Exons: 3
Coding region: 430-888 (152 amino acids)
Source: RefSeq, a predicted model, not a curated record
CCGGGCGGAUCCCGCCGCUCCUCCAGGAACCGCCGCUGCCAGUUCCGAGGAGCUCAGAGCAGCGCGGGGGGCUCCGUGCCUGCCGUCCUGGGGAACUGCUGCGGCAGCAUUGCGAUUGCCCCUUUGAACAGCGAGUAAAAAAAAAAAGGGGGGGGGAAGAGAGAAAAGAGAAAAAAAGAGGAAAAAAAAAAAAGAUGAAGACGCUUAAAUGCCUCCUGCCAAAAGUAAAGAGCGAAUCUCAGUUGCGAUGGCUCUGCUAAAACUUGAUCAUGCAGGAUUUCAAGCGAUAAAAAAGGGCUGCCGGGCUGCUAUUUACUGCGGCGGGAACAAGUUGCAGGAUGAAAUCCAGGCGCUGAGGGACCUAUUUUCCACUUCAUUGUUUGCGAAGGAAUCUACUGAAAUGACUUUGAGGAUCUUUAAACUGGAACUAUGUGGAGGGAGAAUGCACCCCCCCUCGCCUGUCUCCCUGUGCGCGUAGCUGCCCUCCCGGGAUGCGAUGUCGCCCGCAGGCUGCGGCGGGGAUCACGCGUGCGGCCGGCGGCGCGGAGGCCGCCCCUGAGCCCGGGCAGCGAGGGGCGCGACAUGCCCGCGGUCGCGACAUGCCCUGCACCGACAGCAGCACCGGCAGCGACACCUGCGGCCCCUCCGGCUCCUCCCGCCGCUCCGUCUCCUGAGGCGCUCGGGGACAAAGCUGGCAAAGAUGAGGAAAAUUGGCUGUGCUCUCCUGGUACUCCAAGCUCUUCUGGCGCCUUUGGAUCUUGUUCGUGGAGCAGAGAAAAAUUAUCCCAUCCUGAACAUUGCAGUGAUUCUGGGAAGGACCAAGUACAUAACAGAGAGAGAUAUCAGAGCUCUCUGGACCAGGGAAAUGUCAGCAGACCUGACUGUUGAUGUCAAUGUAGUGACCCUUCUCGUGAACCAGACUGACCCUAAGAGCAUCAUAACACAUGUUUGCGACUUGAUGUCAGGCACCAAGAUCCAUGGAGUGGUUUUUGGAGAUGACACCGAUCAGGAGGCAGUAGCUCAGAUUUUGGAUUUUAUUUCAUCUCAGACUUCUAUUCCAAUUCUUGGGAUUCAUGGCGGGGCCUCCAUGAUAAUGGCAGAUAAGGUAGGAAAAGUUAUUACAAGCUUUUAUUAGUCUAAUAUACUUCAUUGUGUUGGUCUCUAUCAUGAGUAGUCAGUAAAAGCAGUUCAAAAAAGAUGCUUCUAAUUGUCUCUCUGUACUUUAAAAAAAGAAAAAAAUAUUCAUAGCAGUGUCCCUGUUGAUUGCUCAUCAAAUACUUGGAAAUACUUUGGGGUUCGUGCUUGAAACUCAGCUUUUUGACACUAUAAAAGCAGCCCUAAUGAAAUUUUAGUCUCCAGCACAUUGAAUGAUGGUCAGCCUAGAAAUUUUAAGAGCAAAUAUGGCACAUGGAUGUAAAAACAACCUCAAAAUAGUAGGUUCAUGAAAUAAUUUUACAUCUUAUCCCCAAAAUCAUAAACAGAUGUUCUGUGGUGCUUACUACAGCGAUAGACCUGAAUGUGUAUGAGGACAACAGUAGUAACAGGAUAAUAAUAUUAAGCCAGACUUUAGUGAUCCACUACAGUCUAUAAAUUAAGUAGUCUUGCACAC